GACCACAAAGUCCCACAAUCCUCCGCGCCGCUCGCCGCUCGCCCAGAAGGUGACAGCGGACGGCGAACAUGGCGUCCGCCUACCUCACUCACCAGCAGAAGGUGAUGCGGCUCUACAAGAAGUCCCUGCGACACCUGGAGUCGUGGUGCAUCUUCAGGGACAAGUACCGGUUCUACGCCUGCACGCUGCGCGCCCGCUUCGACGAGAACAAGUUGGAGAGGGACAUGGUAAAGGCCACCUUGAUGCUGAAGUCGGGGGAGGAGGAGUUCUGGUCCAAACAGCACCCGCAGCCCUACAUCUUCCCCGACUCUCCCGGCGGGACGUCCUACGAGAGAUACGACUGCUACAAGGUGCCGGAGUGGGUGCUGGACCACUGGCACCCCUCGGAGAAGGCCAUGUACCCGGACUACUUCGCCAAGAGGGAGCAGUGGAAGAAGCUGAGGAUGCAGAGCUGGGACAGCGAGGUCGCCCAGCUGCAGGCUGAGACUCCAGCUGGAGGCCCCUUGACCGAAGCCCUCCCUCCCGCCCGCAAGGAGGGCGACCUCCCCCCUCUGUGGUGGCAGUACGUCACCCGCCCCAGGGAGCGUCCCACAUAAAGAACCCCUCCACCCCUGCAGUCCGAGGGGGGGAGACCCCAUCCCAACCGCACCACAGCAGCACGGAAAACAGAACAUGUGACCUCCGAAAUAAAUUAUCUUCUGUGUCGUCAUCUCUGAGGAGAGUCGCUUCUCGGUAGUCGGUUGUAGGAGGUCGCUGACUUUUGAGAAGUCCUGUACAUGCAUCACUGAAUUCCUCUAACUGUUCCAAUAAAUGUGUAAAGAAAA
Scophthalmus maximus (turbot) is the source of this 824-nucleotide messenger RNA. RefSeq names its product NADH:ubiquinone oxidoreductase subunit B9 (gene ndufb9). Gene Ontology annotation, biological process: mitochondrial electron transport, NADH to ubiquinone. The transcript has 4 exons. Bases 69 to 596 code for a protein of 175 amino acids. The record is from RefSeq and is a predicted model, not a curated record. Lineage: Eukaryota; Metazoa; Chordata; Actinopteri; Pleuronectiformes; Scophthalmidae.